Phaedon cochleariae (mustard beetle) is the source of this 444-nucleotide messenger RNA. Lineage: Eukaryota; Metazoa; Arthropoda; Insecta; Coleoptera; Chrysomelidae. The record is from the annotation of a GenBank genome assembly.
AUGGAUGAUGGAUUAAUCUUAAUCAGAUUUUAUUUCUGUUUGGGUUUCCAACAAACUGAAAUUUUGGCCAGUUUGGCUCUCAAUCAUGAUAUCAACAUUAGUUUAAGCACUCUCAAACGAAAAUUACACAAAUUGGGAUUGUUCAGAAGGAAGAAUUUCACGGACAUCCUAGAAAUUCAACAAUUCAUUAUAAAAAAUACAAAAACUCAUGGACAAUUACAUGGAUACCGAUGGAUGCACCUUAAAUGCCUUCAGAAUAAUUUAGUAGUUACACAAGACAUGGUUCGUCUUCUGCUCCAAAUUAUUGAUCCCGUUGGUGUAGACAAACUAUUCUACAAUAUGACGAUUUUACGUUUGCAACGUACAUCGAUGCUUCAAUCACCCGUAAUUCCAAUAAAAUGGUUAUCCAAAUUCCAAAUUAUUCCAAAUGCUUUUUUUAAAUAG